Messenger RNA from Pocillopora meandrina, 1155 nucleotides. Lineage: Eukaryota; Metazoa; Cnidaria; Anthozoa; Scleractinia; Pocilloporidae. The record is from the annotation of a GenBank genome assembly.
AUGCCUAAGUCAUUCCUGUUGCGGCGUCAUCUGAAACAGGAAUGGAACAACAGAGUGGAUUAUUCCAUUGCUGGUAAGUAACUUAGAUAUUGACUAUCCCUCCUAAUCCAUACUGUUCUGUAAUUUAGUUUGAUUACUAUAGGAAAUUUCCGGAUAAAAUAGGUGAAUUCUUAUUUCCAGUAGACUUCGGCCAAUUUGAGUUGACGAAGGCUCAUUUCUGACUUGUGGAUUGUGCAUAUUUUAGGACCUUUGCCACUUGGUCUUUGGCAUCGAUUGGCUCCAAGAGCAGGCUUUCUGGGCUCAUCUCUCCAAGAACAGAGUCCGUCCUCAGAAGAAGCUACGGACGUGAAUGGAAAUCACACGGAGAAGCAUACGAACAAUGAAAAAUACUUUGAAGAGUGCGAUUAUACCAGCGAAUUGGCGCCAAGUCAAAAUCAAAAAGAGAGCAAGGCGAAGAUGAGCAAACAAAAAGAAAUAUCAAGAACGGAGAAGGAGGAAUUUAUCUGUGCAGCAACGAAAGAUAAAACGAGAUCGGGAAAAGGUUCCAAAAGGUCUCAACACCGAGGGCUUGAAGAGCCAAGGAGUCUACGAGAAGGUUCUAAAAGAUUGUCUUCUUCGUAUCAAACGGGUCCUGUCAAGCAACCCUAUAAGUGCGAUCAGUGCGGUAAAAUUUUUAAGACGAAGUAUACAUUGACGAUCCACCUAAAGAUGCCAUCCCACACUGGCGCCAAGCCGUUUGUGUGCGCCAUAUGCGGCAAGGGAUUUCGAUUGUCAAGCACACUUUGCCGUCACAAAAUCAUUCACACAUCUGAGAAGCCCCACAAAUGCCACAUCUGCGACAAAGCCUUCAAUCGGUCAUCCACGCUCAAGACUCAUAUUCGCACUCACAGUGAUCUGAAAGAAUUCGUGUGUGAUAUCUGUGGCAAAGGUUUCCAUCAAAAAGGCAAUCUGCGCAACCAUGUUCUUAUACACACAGGAGAGAAGCCGUAUCGCUGCAAUCUCUGCGAAAAAGCCUUUAAUAAGCUAUCCAAUUUGAAGUUCCACAUGCACGUUCAUACGGAUAACGCCCCUUACCGCUGCCGAUAUUGCAAAAUCUGUUUUACACGGCGAUGUGAUCUCAAACUUCACAUCUCAGAGUGCAACCCGCAGCGCUGA